AUGGAGCAUCUCGAAUGGCUUCGUACAGCUAUCAGCAUCGAUUUCAACAAUAUUUUCAAAGGCCUUCGUGGCCAGAUCAACAUUCUUUAUCAAGAGACAGCCUCACUUCUCCAGCAGCGACAAGAUAUCAAUUCCCUCGCCAUUUAUAUCGCUAACAUCGAGCGCAAACUCGACGAAGCUCACGUCUACGAUUGGCCAGACGUCGCUAAGAUCUCCGCCUCUGGCAAAGGUCUCAAUUCUACCCUUCGCAAUCAACUCAAUCAGCAGUUUAACCUCCCGCGUGUGUAUCCUGAAUUCCGUCGAAUGGUGCAGCAGCAGCUCGACGUAUACCGCUCAGAAGCUUAG
This is a messenger RNA of Penicillium daleae, 345 nucleotides long. RefSeq lists its product as uncharacterized. Lineage: Eukaryota; Fungi; Ascomycota; Eurotiomycetes; Eurotiales; Aspergillaceae. The record is from RefSeq and is a predicted model, not a curated record. The transcript is spliced from 2 exons. The coding region runs from base 1 to 345 and encodes 114 amino acids.